This is a messenger RNA of Symbiodinium sp. CCMP2592, 444 nucleotides long. The record is from the annotation of a GenBank genome assembly. Lineage: Eukaryota; Dinophyceae; Suessiales; Symbiodiniaceae.
AUGGCAGGUCUUGGCGCUCAAGAAAAUCAGCAACUCAGGAAGAGUACUUGGAGCAUAGUUUCACAUGAAAACACAUGCAGUUGCACACCUAUUAUACAUGCGAAAAAAGUGUACAGGGAGAGACCCUUUUGUCGCCAUGGCAUGGCGGUGACUGUGCAGCACAUCCGAGAUGGCGUGCCAGAGAUGACGUCGUGUCACGGGGUGAAUGCAACGAUCAUGGAGCUCAUGAAAACAUGCUGGUCCACGUGUGCUGAUGAGCAGAACAGGUACGAGCUUUACCAGCUUGAGAAAGUCAUCGUUCGGGUCAGAAAGAUCGGGACGAGAAAAAGCUUCAAAGCGCAGGGCAUCGUCGCUGCCUCGCCUGGUUUCCGCCUGGCAAAGCUGCUCAAGUGUGUCAGAAUUCUUCGAGGGGGCAGCUUCGCAAGGACGGCUAUUCCGGGCUGA